GAGAGAGGAGGGGAAAAAAAUACAUGAAUGGAGCAGCGCGGUGGCUCCUUGUUGUGCUGUAGCCUAUGGAAGGCGACGCUCAUUUGUAUAAGAUUUGUAUUCUGCUGGGACUCCUCCGUCUGUUGGACACACUAAUGCGCAGUCCGAGAGCGCGUCACGGGACCGUGGAUGAAGGUUUAUAUUUAGGCUCCGGGGGGGAAAUAGCGGUGCCGGGUGAUUCCUCUGAAUGGUGGCUUGGUUUUUGUCAAGGACCUGCUGUUGGGAGCGUGUAGUGCAGGAGAGGAGCAAGAGGAGGGGGAGGAUGGACGGAGCACACAAAUACCAAAAUAGGAUCGAGCCGCCUCUGUGACUGUCCGUCCUGCGAGAGCUAAAUUGAGGUUGGUGUGUUUUGGAGAGGAGCGCUCGAGUAGAGGACACUGCGGAGCGUCAAUGGCGACAAUCUCAGGUCAUCUAUGGAAAUAGGAUGAGAGAAAUCAUGACACAUAAACAAGCAGAGAUCUACACAUACGACUUCUGUGAUGGUGACCAUCCGGCAGAGCUCCUGGAUGCUCUCAGGCAUUUCUACCUGAGCGGCCUGUUCACCGACGUUACGCUGCAAUGUGGCGAGUCCGGACAGGUGUUCCACUGUCACAGGGCGCUGCUGUCAGCCCGCAGCUCUUAUUUCAAAGUCAUGUUCACAGCUGACAUGAGGGAGAGGUCCAACAGCGUGGUCAAACUGACCGGAGUGGACUCCUCUGUCCUGGGCGCUCUGGUGAAUUACGUGUACACAGCUCAGGUGAGCAUCACUGAGAGCAACGUGCAGAGCUUGCUGGAGGCUGCGGACCUCCUGCAGUUUGUCUCCGUCAAGCAAGCCUGCGAGGAGUUCCUCAUUCGCCUGCUGGACGUGGACAACUGCCUGGGGAUGCACGCUUUCGCCGAGCUGCACCUCUGCCCUGGGCUGGAAAGGGAGGCCCGCAGAGUGAUGCUGUGCAGGUUCUCCGAGCUCAUCCAGCAGGAGGAGUUCGCAGAGUUGGACCAUGAGAAGAUGAGGUCUGUUUUGGCUGCUCUCGUCCUCACUGUUCAGAGAGAAGAAGUGCUGAUGGACGCUGUGGUCAGGUGGGUGACCCAUGACUUGGACAGACGCAUUCAGUACGUUUCGGGCUUGCUGCACUCCAUCCACCUGGACCUGGAUGAGGUUUACUUCAAGGCGACGUUUGAGGUGCACAGACAAUACUUGAUGGACAAAGGUGGCGGGAAGUUGAAAGCUAUGAUCAUUCAGGCCUUAAGAUCCAAUGGCAAAGAGGUGUCUGCAGGUAGAAAAAUAUCUUCCAACUUGUAUGUCAUUGGGGGGUACUACUGGCACCCUCUUUGUGAGGUUCACAUCUGGGAUCCUAUCAGUGACACGUGGGUGCAAGGAAAAGACAUGCCUGAACACGGAAGAGAGAGCUACAGCGUCAGUUUACUUGGAGCAAAUAUAUAUGUGACUGGAGGUUACAGGACAAACACGGUUGAGGCCAUGGACGCUGUUUCGAUUUAUAACUGUGACUACGAUGAGUGGACGGAGGGCUGUCCCAUGAUCACAGCCAGGUACUACCAUUGCUCCGUGGCCUUGCAUGGCUGUGUUUAUGCCAUCGGCGGCUACAGGGGAGGAGCUCCAGAGCGAGAGACUGAAUUUUAUGAUCCUUUAAAAAAGAAAUGGUUUCCUGUGGCCAAGAUGAUCCAAGGUAUAGGAAAUGCCACUGCAUGUGUAAUGGGAGAUAAGAUCUAUGUGACCGGAGGCCACUACGGAUACAGAGGGAGCUGCACUUACGAAAAGAUCCAGGUGUACAGACAAGACAUCAACGAGUGGAGUAUCAUCGCUAUAAGCCCUCAUCCAGAGUACGGGUUGUGCUCUGUGUCUCUCAACAACAAGCUGUAUUUGGUGGGUGGACAGACGACCAUCGCGGACUGCUACGACCCCGAGGGAGACGAGUGGAUACCGAUAUCGGUGAUGAAGGAGAGGAGGAUGGAGUGUGGGGCCGUGGUGAUAAACGGCUGUAUCUAUGUGACGGGGGGAUACUCCUACUCGAAAGGGACUUAUCUGCAAAGCAUUGAGAAAUAUGACCCUGAGCUGGACUCGUGGGAGAUAGUGGGGACGCUUCCCAGCCCGACCAGAUCACAUGGUUGUGUUUGUGUUCACGGUGUUUGAUGACAAACAAUUAUUGUCACUUGUGCCAAAUAGUCUCGGCAGUAUUUAUUGAAGCAUGGGAAUGUUUAGCUCUUCGCCAGAUUGUGGAUAUACUCACAAAGCAUUUCACUUGAAACUCAGGGGCAUCUCAUGAGUAUUUCAGUAGAUUUUUAAAAUUAAGAGCGAAGAUGAAUGUAUCUGAGCAUUAUUUAAAUUCACAUCAUAAUUACACUUUUAUUGCUAGAGUUUUACCACGAGGCUGUGACCCAAAUAAAUUACUACACUUGA
Messenger RNA from Mugil cephalus (flathead mullet), 2434 nucleotides. It is a transcript of the gene klhl23, whose product is annotated as kelch-like family member 23. Gene Ontology annotation, molecular function: protein binding. The transcript is spliced from 4 exons. Lineage: Eukaryota; Metazoa; Chordata; Actinopteri; Mugiliformes; Mugilidae. Bases 464 to 2167 code for a protein of 567 amino acids. The record is from RefSeq and is a predicted model, not a curated record.